Messenger RNA from Nasonia vitripennis (jewel wasp), 1473 nucleotides. RefSeq names its product protein OPI10 homolog. Gene Ontology annotation, biological process: protein import into nucleus. NCBI's taxonomy places the organism in Eukaryota, Metazoa, Arthropoda, Insecta, Hymenoptera, Pteromalidae. The transcript has 3 exons. Gene Ontology annotation, cellular component: cytosol; nucleus. Bases 286 to 891 code for a protein of 201 amino acids. The record is from RefSeq and is a predicted model, not a curated record. Gene Ontology annotation, molecular function: Hsp70 protein binding; nuclear import signal receptor activity.
AGACGCGCCUUUUGAUCUCGAAGCGUCUACCUUGCGCUUGCGUACAACGAGCCGUUUCACGUUUUUUUCGCGUCUCGUCCCUUCCGCAUCAUAUCAAUCUCUCGUGAAUCGUGCGGUGUGCGUCGUUCUGCAUUUAUCGGUUCAGCACAAGUUAACGAAGGCGACACUGCACGCGACGGCGAUGGUCGUCUUGUCGCCUUUAUAAACACGCGUUAUUUUAUGCGCGGGCAUCUUUAGAGUUUUAUUUUCUUACGAAGAAGCUGCCGAAAAUUAAAAUCACUCAUAAUGAGUGGAAUGCUGGGCUUGAUAGUCUCUGGACGUCUGGUUCAAACAGAUUUUCAACUCGUUGGAGAGAACAAGUUUUUAAUCACAAUUCCUGAUGCCGACAGUAUCAACCACGUUGUUGUUUUUCUUACUGGGACAGUUCCUUUCAUAGACGGAAUGGGUGGUGCUGUGUAUUUUAGCUGGCCUGACCCUAAUGCUCCACCCAACUGGCAAUUUUUGGGAUAUGUGUCAAACAACAAACCAUCUGCUAUAUUUAAAAUAUCAAACUUGAAGAAGAACCACGAAUUUGAAAACAAUAACUUGGGCAUCUUUGGAGCCACGAGUACAACAAUUUCCCACGUUGCUCAAAUAGGCAUUUCUGUGGAACCGCUUAGUAUUUUGGAGCAGCAAGCUGCUGUGGCCACUGCUAAUGCAACAAAUUCAUUUGUAGACUUUGCUCAGAAAAUGAUCACUAGCUUCCUCAAUUAUGUAUCUAGUUUCUCAGUAACUCAGGCACAAAUGACAGCAAAUCCUACAGAAAAUUUUGUGCCAUUGUCCUCAAUACAAGGAUGGUAUGAAACAUUUGAAAGACGUUUAGCUCAGAAUCCAAACUUUUGGAAGGCAUGAUCAAAGCUUGAGGACCUUUGGCGUCUUGUGCAUUCAUACUCUUUGCUUUGUUUAAGCAACAAAAGUACUUGAUGCAGCACCGAGACAAAGCAAGUGGCCUGUUUGUGUUUGCAUUUAAUUAUUCUGUCAAUUAUUGUUUACGAAAAGCAAAUUUGAUACGCUCAAGAUAUUUUUAAACUAAACUUAGGUACUGACUCUGUAUCUAAAAUGAAAAAUUGAAGCAAAUUAGAGCAAUCAGCUACAUAAUUAUGAUGCACUGUGUCGCUAAUAUUAAUCACUUUCAUUAUGACAAAUGCUGUUAGCCAUGUAAUGUACAUGGCCAUAAACUUAAACAAUAUGUAAUAUUAUCUAAAUACUUGUGAUUUGAAUUAGUCCAUGAAUUUUUAAUAAUUUCAUAUUAAAAAACUAAUUUUAUACAGGAUUAUAUUAUAAUGUGAUUAUUUCAAACAUUUAUCCUCAUCGUGAGCGCGUUGAUAAAUCAAAAGUAUAUAUACUGCUACAUGAGUUAAGACAUGUAAAUACUCGACUAUGAAAACUUACAUUUGCCAAAGACAUACUUUCAAUAAAUUUAUAUCAAUCUCA